ACAACAGCUCGAGGAACUACUACAAUAAACAGUCAACUCAAAUCCCAAACUAAUCAGCGCCCAGAACCAAACAAAAAUGACAUCUAAAAAGCAAAGUUUGCUGAGAGAAGCGUCUCAUCAGAUCAUUGCGGGAGGUUCAGCAGGUCUUGUGGAGAUUUGUUUGAUGCACCCUUUGGAUGUUGUGAAGACCAGGUUUCAAAUACAACGAUGGAAGAGUGACCCAAAUAGCUAUAAAGGCCUUGGAGACUGUUUCAGAACUAUAUUUCGCACUGAAGGGGUCUAUGGCUUCUACAAGGGAAUCCUUCCCCCCAUUUUGGCCGAGACCCCAAAAAGAGCAGUGAAGUUUUUUACCUUUGAGCAGUACAAGAAGCUGUUGAGCUUUACUUCUUUAUCGCCCGGCAUGGCUCUGUCUGUGGCUGGCCUGGGGUCAGGGUUAACCGAGGCACUGGUUGUAAAUCCAUUUGAAGUAGUGAAAGUGAGCCUACAGGCCAACAGGGAUUCAUUCAAAGUGCAACCCUCUACUUUUGCACAGGCCAGAAAUAUUAUAAACACAGACGGCUUUGGUCUCCGUGGGCUUAAUAAGGGCCUGACCUCCACGCUAGGACGGCACGGCGUCUUCAACAUGAUCUACUUUGGUUUCUACUUUAAUGUUAAGGAUGCCAUUCCUGCGAGUCAGGACCCUCGGCUGGAGUUCAUGAGAAAGUUUGCCAUUGGUUUGGUGUCGGGAACGGUUUCAUCCUGCGUGAACAUUCCUUUCGAUGUGGCUAAAAGUCGAAUCCAGGGUCCUCAGCCUGUUCCAGGAGAGAUCAAGUACCGCAGCUGCUUUCAGAGCAUGGCACUGGUGUACCGUGAGGAGGGAUAUCUUGCCUUAUACAAAGGACUGAUUCCCAAGAUAAUGAGACUUGGACCAGGAGGCGCAGUCAUGCUGCUGGUUUAUGAAUACAUGUCAGGCUGGCUACAGAAGAACUGGUGAUCUUCAACAAUCUGUACUCCAGGUCUUUCAGACAGAACGCCAUACCUAACCCAAACAAUCACACUACUAGUGCAUUUAAUAACCACACUUCCUCAGACAUGGCACGUUGGCUCUCCACGACAGCAUCGUUACUCCCUGGAUCAACCUUACAUUCCUACUUUUGUUUAUAUAUCACAGAACACAACUAUUGAGACAUUCAAGAGUCACCUGUCCACAUGCCUGCAUAUGCAAUAGGAACCGCACACCCUAUACCAAAUACAAACAGCAGCUCGCUUUUAACUCAAAUUUAGAAAAUAUCUGACUGAGCAUGACUGAAGCCUGACGGACGCUAUCUUUAGCUGGCAACCAUUAGACUAGGAUUUAGUAAAUCUGUGCUUUAAGCACUUGGAUAUCAAAGUUUCAAAUCCAGAAUGCAAACAGAUUUUUUUAUUUAGAUAAGAAGGUUGAAAUUGUGUUAAAAAGAUAGUUGCCCCCAACACCCCCCACCCGACCCAAAAAAAUAUAUAUAUAUAUACAAUUUCUCAGUUUUCUCUUCCUCAAGUAUUUUCAAACUUUUAUAUUUUCUGGUGAAAACAAAUGAAGCCAUACAAAUACACAGUAGGAAUGAAAUUAUUAUGGAAAGUGAAUGGCUACUGGUUUUCAGCAUUUUUUUUAAAUACCUGUGUGUUGUGUGUGUUUAACAGAAAAAAAGAGGCUCAGAGAGGUUUAUUUGGCUGAACUAUCCCUUUAAGCAUAUCUUACUCAGGCAAAGGGGUAUUAAUAAAUUUUGUAACUAUAUGAAAUGUCUGGUAAAUUUUGGCUCAAGCAGGAAUUGAUUUAUGAGUAAUCAAACUCAACGGAAGUUUUCUGGGAUUUCAAAAUCAUUUUGGGAUAAACAGUGAUUGUUAAAACAGCAAUUAAGAUCUCCCAAUCUCCAAAGAGGUUAAAACAGUUCAUUUAAUGGCUGUAUUUUGCUAAUAAAUGCUCCUGAACUACAA
This is a messenger RNA of Danio rerio (zebrafish), 1950 nucleotides long. RefSeq names its product solute carrier family 25 member 21 (gene slc25a21). The record is from RefSeq and is marked provisional. Gene Ontology annotation, cellular component: mitochondrial inner membrane; membrane. Gene Ontology annotation, biological process: carboxylic acid transmembrane transport; transmembrane transport. Gene Ontology annotation, molecular function: carboxylic acid transmembrane transporter activity. NCBI's taxonomy places the organism in Eukaryota, Metazoa, Chordata, Actinopteri, Cypriniformes, Danionidae.